AUUAGGCUGGCCGCUAGGCUAUCACACACAUCAUCUCUGCCCUCCUCUGAGCGCGCUGUAUUUUAAGUAGCAGGUGUUUUAAAAACGGUGUUCAUUUCUUAGCCAGGCAGUACAGUAGCUCCCUCCGUCGCUCUCUCUCUCUGUCACACACACACACACACUAAACACUGCAAUGUCAGCCGCCAGCACCGAGACGAGCGCCCUGUUGCCUGCGGCCGCCAGCCGGGUGUUCUUCCAGCCGCUGGCCGGGGUAGGGUGCGCUGGGUCCGGACCCAUGCCGCGGGACGACCCGGUCCAGAGGAAGCAGGGGAAAGUGACGGUGAAAUACGACAGGAAGGAGCUGCGGAAGAGACUGAUCUUGGAGGAGUGGAUUAUUGAACAACUGAGCGAUCUGUACGACUGUGAGGAAGAGGAGAUGCCAGAGGUGGAGAUAGACAUCGAUGACCUGUUGGAAGUCAACAGCGAAGACGAGAGAGCCGUCAAACUACAGGAAUCCUUAAUGGACUGCUAUAAACCCACGGAGGUCUUUGUCAGUGAGUUGUUAGGGAGGAUAAGAGGAAUGAGGAAACUCACUGCUCCCACCAAGAAGGGUCUAUAAUGGAUGUCAACCAACCGCAACUCAACCAUAACCAGAUUUGGACAAGUAUAGACAAUUCAAACUCAUCUCAACCGCAUCGAAUCUCUCCUGCAACUCAACUACACGGACCGUCCAAUAGCUCAGUGACACACCCCAUUAUUAUCCCUUAAAGGAUAACUCCACCCCGCAAAAAAAUAUGUUGGUGUUUGUUUCAUUAGUCCAUUGUUGAUACAGUCCAUUGUUGAUACAGUCUAUUGUUGAUACAGUCCAUUGUUGAUACAGUCCAUUGUUGAUACAGUCCAUUGUUGAUACAGUCCAUUGUUGAUACAGUCCAUUGUUGAUACAGUCCAUUGUUGAUACAGUCCAAAAACAACUUCUUCAAGAUGUAUAACCCUAUCCUUGCCCGAGCACUACACAUCUAUCAUACCAGCUGUGGUUCUGUAUCCUUGCCCGAGCACUACACAGCUGAUUUAAAUAACUAACUCAUCCUCAAGCUGUGAUUAUUUAAAAUCAGCUGUGUAAUUCUAAAAACCUAAAGGUGCAGCCUGGGUCCCAGGCCCGAGUUUGGGAAGCCCCCUGCUCUACUCCACAGAAAUGACUGAAUAUGAUAACAAUACUCAGUAUUACACAACUGAACAGCCAUAAUACAACAUCACAACCCAAUCACAACACAUAACCCCUACAUAACCACUACAUAACCCCUACAUAACUACAUAACACAAUGCAACCCAAUCACAACACAUAACCACUACAUAACCACUACAUAACUACCUAACACAAUGCAACCCAAUCACAACACAUAACCCCUACAUAACCCCUACAUAACCCCUACAUAACC
This is a messenger RNA of Oncorhynchus tshawytscha (Chinook salmon), 1415 nucleotides long. Its product is annotated as protein phosphatase 1 regulatory subunit 14C-like. Gene Ontology annotation, cellular component: cytoplasm. Gene Ontology annotation, biological process: regulation of phosphorylation. The coding region runs from base 173 to 598 and encodes 141 amino acids. Lineage: Eukaryota; Metazoa; Chordata; Actinopteri; Salmoniformes; Salmonidae. Gene Ontology annotation, molecular function: protein serine/threonine phosphatase inhibitor activity. The record is from RefSeq and is a predicted model, not a curated record. The transcript has 4 exons.